AUGCUCACAGCUAUGCCCACCAUGGAAGAAGUCAAAAAAGCAGUGUUCUCAAUCAACCCAGAGAGUGUGCCAGGUCCGGAUGGACUGAAUGCCUUGUUCUAUCAAGCAUGCCGGUCCAUUAUUGCAAAAGAGGUGUUUGAGGCAGUGGUGGCCUUUUUUAAAGGAUCCAAUGUUCCGAAAUUUUUCACACACACAUGCUUGGUAAUGAUACCAAAGGUGGACUUCCCACAGCAGUUGACAGAUCUGAGACCCAUAAGCCUCUGUAAUGUAUCAAGUAAAAGUUUUGCAAAAAUAUUGAAUGCAAGGCUGUCUCUGGUCCUACCAAAAAUAAUUUCCUUCAAUCAGUCAGGCUUCAUAAAUGGGAGAUUUAUCUUAGAAAACAUUCAAUUAGCCCAGGAAAUUAUUAAGGACAUCAAAAAAUCGCAGAAAAAAAGGGAAUGUGGUGAUGAAGCUAGACAUGACAAAGGCGUAUGA
Messenger RNA from Lycium barbarum (goji berry), 474 nucleotides. RefSeq lists its product as uncharacterized. The coding region runs from base 1 to 474 and encodes 157 amino acids. Lineage: Eukaryota; Viridiplantae; Streptophyta; Magnoliopsida; Solanales; Solanaceae. The record is from RefSeq and is a predicted model, not a curated record. The transcript has a single exon.